Messenger RNA from Lentinula edodes (shiitake mushroom), 7316 nucleotides. RefSeq names its product modular protein with glycoside hydrolase family 13 and glycosyltransferase family 5 domains. Lineage: Eukaryota; Fungi; Basidiomycota; Agaricomycetes; Agaricales; Omphalotaceae. Gene Ontology annotation, biological process: fungal-type cell wall (1->3)-alpha-glucan biosynthetic process. The record is from RefSeq and is a predicted model, not a curated record. Gene Ontology annotation, molecular function: alpha-1,3-glucan synthase activity. The transcript is spliced from 19 exons. Gene Ontology annotation, cellular component: fungal-type cell wall. The coding region runs from base 52 to 7035 and encodes 2327 amino acids.
AUUUUCCUUCCUGCCCAAUCAUUACCCCUCCCUUCCUUUUACCUUCGCGCUAUGGGCGCGUUCGCUUUCGCUGUCGGAGCACUAGCCCUUUUUUCCUCUCUGGUGAAAGCCUCGCCGUAUAGAGAUGACUUGACCGCUUGGAAUCUGAACACCAACAAGGACGCUACUGAUCCUACUCAGUACUCUACCACCCGCUCUAAUACAACCUACACACCCUCCCCAGACAACUGGCGCUCUCUCCCAGUUUACACAAUUCUUCUAGACAAAUGGGCAGACGGUGACCCCUCUAAUAAUGACUAUUUUGGAACGAUGUAUGAAUGGGAUUACCGGGAAACUCAACUUCGUUUCGGUGGUGAUCUCAAAGGUCUCGUCGCUCGUUUGGGCUACCUGAAGAACAUGGGCAUCAAGGUCAUAUACAUUUCUGGUACCCCUUUUCUCAACAUGUUAUGGCAAGCCGACAGUUAUUCUCCUCUCGACAUGACCGUGCUCGAUCCGCAUUGGGGUACAUGGGAUGAUUGGGUCGCAGCUAUUGAUGAAAUUCACGCUCAGGGAAUGUACUUCAUGGCCGAUUUGACGGUGGGAACUAUGGGUGACCUUUUGGGUUUUACAGGAUUCUUGAAUACGAGUGCUCCGUUCACUGUAAACGAGUAUGGUGCUGAGUAUACUUACCCAAAUUACAUCCCAUGGAAUUUUUCCGAGUACAGGGACUUCUCUGUUGGCAAUACGAAGAACACUUCAUGUGUCAUGCCUACUUUCUAUGAUGAUGACGGCUCUGUCAUUGAUCCAGACACCAUUGGUGCAACGUACUGUAUGGAGUCAGAUUUUGAUCAGUACGGUGACAUGGAGGCUUUCGGUGUACAUCCAGAUUGGCAACGUCAACUGUCCAAGUUUGCAUCGGUGCAAGAUCGACUACGUGAAUGGAGACCAGAAGUUAUGUCCAAGUUGACUACCUUUUCCUGUAUGGUUAUCAAGGCAUUAGACAUCGACGCUAUCCGUAUCGAUAAGGCCACCCAGGUCACUGUGGAUGCCCUCGCUACGUGGGCUUCUACAACUCGUCAAUGUGCAUACGAUCUUGGAAAAACAAACUUCUUCAUCCCGGGCGAGGUUACAGGUGGAGAUACCUUUGGUUCGAUAUACAUUGGUCGAGGUCGUACUCCGUCCCAACGAUUGCAAAACAUUACAGCCGUAGCUGAGCUUACUUCUGAUCAGUCACAAUAUUUUCUGCGAGACAAUGGCACUGUCGCCCUCGACGGUUGCGCUUUCCACUAUUCCAUUUAUCGAUCCCUUACCAGGUUCCUCGGAAUGGAUGGUAAUUUGGCGGUGGCUUACGAUGUUGACAUUAAUUUUGUCACUGCAUGGAACGAAAUCUUCGUGGACAACGAUCUCAUCAACUCACAGACUAACAAAGUGGAUCCCCGUCACAUGUACGGUACCAGUAAUUUCGAUGUUUUCAGAUGGCCCAGUUUGGCGAAUGGGACUCAACGAUCCGCCCUUGGAACGUUCGUUACUUCCUUGGUCAUGCCCGGGAUAGUUAUGUACUAUUAUGGAGAGGAGCAGGCAUUCUACAUUUAUGAUGACACCGCGAACAAUUAUCUCUAUGGUCGUCAAGCAAUGCCUGGUAACCUGGCCUGGAAGCGCCAUGGAUGCUACCAGCUUGGAUCGCAGCAAUAUUACAAUAUGCCCCUCGAUAAAUCGACUCUCGGUUGUCACGAUGACUGGAACGCCCUCGACCAUUUCGAUCCGACAGCUGAUUCGCGUCGUCUGUUCGCUCAAUUCAACUACCUACGGAGUCAAUUUGUCGCUCUCCAGGACGGGUACACCCUCACCGAGCUCGGCAACUGGACUUACUACAUUCAGCGCGAGGGUUCCAAUAACACUGCGACUGAAAUGGGACUGUGGUCUAUCUCUCGCGCCGAGAUGUCCGGUGUUCAAAACCUGACUGGAACUAAUACCAAUGCGGUAUGGAUGUUCUUCACCAACGAGAAUUCCACCAAUACUUGGACUUAUGACUGUAACGACACCCUUUGGAUCUCAUCACCUUACGAGUCCGGAACUGUUGUUCAGAAUCUCUUUUAUCCUUACGAGACCUAUACGCUUGAACAAUCCUCGUCGUCAUUUAACAAUGAUAGUCAAGCUCCUUGGUUCGGUUGUUUGGGUAGUAUCACGAUGGAUGGUUACGGAUUCAAGGCGUUAGUCCCCGUGGCGAAUUGGUUGUCCCCUCCUCCUGCCUUGACUGCGUUCACUCCUGGCCAUGAUUAUCGUAUAAACAGUGAAACAAGUGGCACCAGCGUCGACAUUUCUCUGGAAUUUAGCACGGAGAUGGACUGUAACAGCGUGACUAACAGUAUCACAUUGGCUAUGUCGAGCUCGAGUACUGGCUCGAUCCCUACAAUCUCUAAUGCAAAUUGCGCCAACAUGAAUAGCUCCGCAAACGUUGUUGUUCAAGGUGUUUCCCGCACGCAGUGGGUUUGGAACGCGACACUCACUAACUUCGGAGAUGGUAUCUUGAAUAUCACGGUCAACAACCCCUCUUCUAGUAGCGGUAACUCUACUGGAACUACAGAUGUUUUACUUCUACGAAAAGGUUUGCCCGGUAAUGUCAUGGUGUUUCCGGAUAACGACUACAACGCUUCCGCCCUCACGAAAAAUGGCGACGAUUAUAUCUUCACUCAUUCGGCGUACGGCGCAGACAUGUUCCGUUAUUCGUGGAAUUUUGGGCAGAAUUGGACGAAUUGGACGAACUGGGAAGAUACUACAACCCUUGAUUUAAGUUCCUUCGCUGAUGCGAAUCUGUUCUGGGACGGUGACCAUGUCGUGGUUCAAUAUUGGAGUGCAGCUACCUUAUCUAGUUCACACGUCGUGCACAGUGACUAUGGUUGGUCCGGAUACGCUCGUCGCGUGCCACAGCUCAUUGCCACUGGUGUUUUCAACGAGUGGGGUUCCAACAAGGGAAUCGCAAAUACUUUCUCACAAAGUGCAGACGGCCUUUGGGAGUUCACUUUCAUGUACUAUUGGCCCUCUUACUUCCAGGUCAAUGUCUGGGGUGAAGAUAACUACUUCUACGGUGACACCGAUGGGGAUGGUGUUCUCGAUCGUCUACCACCCAACAGUGCGGCUGCCAACUAUCUGAACAUGUCAGCCCCUCCUCUUCCUCAUCUCUCUUGGACGGUGUUCAUCGACGACAGUACAAUGACCUGGUACCUUGAACCUCAUGGGCGAGAGGGUGUUGCCGCUACUCUAUACGCGCUUCUUGUUUCAAUUCCUCUCAUUACGGGGACUCUUGCCGUUCUCAUCUUCAUGUGGUCUUUCUAUGGCAUCAGGUACAAUCAGUAUGGUGUAAAGGCCAAGACCAGUUACUUUCCUAUCCUCGGUGCCCUUGGUGGGAAAUCCGAUGCCAAAGACGGGGCCGUCGUGUCCGAAAAGAAGGUUCACAGACAGAAUAUGGAUAUCAUAGGUUGGCCCGAGGACAAGAACAAACGUCGAAAAGUCCUCAUUGCAACGCUUGAGUAUGAAAUCAUCGAUUGGAAACUCAAAGUCAAAAUUGGGGGGCUUGGUGUCAUGUCGAGUUUGAUAGGCAAAGCCAUGUCCGAUGUUGACCUACUCUGGGUUGUACCCAAAGUCAAGGAUAUUGAAUACCCUGCUGGUGAUCCAGCCGAUCCCAUCGAAGUCAUCAUCUUUGGAGAACCAUAUCUCAUCGAGGUCGAAACGCACACCCUGGACAACAUCACCUACGUAAUCCUCGACAGCCCUGUGUUUCGUGCUCAAACAAAAGCGGAUCCUUAUCCUGCUCGCAUGGACGAUCUUAGCUCAGCUAUCUUCUACUCUACGUGGAAUCAAGCUAUCGCUGCCACUGUCCGACGAAACCCUACAGUCGACAUCUACCACGUCAAUGACUACCAUGGUGCCCUCGCCCCCAUCUAUCUACUUCCCAAGGUUCUUCCGGUCUGUCUUUCUCUACAUAACGCUGAGUUCCAAGGACUUUGGCCUCUCCGAACGAAAGAGGAAAUGAAGGAAGUCUGUUCAGCGUUCAACAUCAGCAAGGAGCAUUGUACAAAAUACGUGCAAUUCGGUAACACCUUUAACUUACUGCACGCCGCCGCAUCUUUCAUCAGUGUUCAUCAAAAGAGCAUUGGUGUCGCUGGUGUUUCCGACAAGUAUGGUAAACGUAGCUGGGCUCGUUAUCCUGCCCUUUGGACACUGAAGCAUGUGGAUUCCCUUCCCAACCCCGAUCCCACGGAUAUAGCUGCUUUAGAUGAAAGUCCCACUGAUGCUAAGAAAGUUCAAAUCGACCAGUCAGCAGAGGCUGCUCGACCCGAACAUAAACGGCAAGCUCAAGAAUGGGCAGGACUCAAGCAGGAUCCUGACGCAGACCUUUUCGUAUUCGUUGGUCGUUGGUCUAAGCAGAAGGGUGUCGAUCUUAUAGCCGAUGUUAUGCCAUCAUUGUUGGAGAAACGACCUUCAAUACAACUUAUAACUGUUGGACCCGUCAUUGAUCUUUAUGGGCGUUUCGCCGCCGAGAAGCUGGCUCGUCUCAUGGAACUUUAUCCUGAUCGUGUUUACUCCAAACCAGAAUUCACUGCCCUUCCCCCAUUCUUGUUCAGUGGUGCUGAUUUUGCCCUCAUCCCUUCGCGUGAUGAGCCGUUUGGUUUGGUUGCAGUUGAAUUUGGUCGUAAGGGUGCUCUGGGAGUGGGCAGUCGUCUUGGUGGAUUGGGUCUUAUGCCAGGUUGGUGGUUCCCUGUCGAAUCCAGCUCGACCGCUCAUAUGUUGUCGCAAUUGACGAAAACAAUCAAAAUGGCGCUCAAGUCUACUGAAGAUGAACGUGCUCUGCUACGUGCUCGCUCUGCUGUGCAACGAUUCCCGGUCGUAGAAUGGCGGCAACGCAUGGAAGAUUUCCAUAGACGGAGCAUUAUUGCAAGUCGUGAUCUUGCCGGCGCGGACGCUUGGAGGGAGAGUGAUUGUGAUGGUGGUACCGGAGGCCUUCGUCCAAUGGCGGACACUGACGAUUGGAAUCCCGUCAAUCAAUCUCAGCCAUCCCAACCAGCCUGGGACCAGCAAAGCGGUUUGGCUAGUCCUAUGGGAAGCCCCCGCCUCAAUAACUCGGCCGAUUCCUUGGCCAUGGACGAUCCAGCCCAUGCUCCUCCUAGACUUCUUAACGCUAAUUCUGUUGGCGAUGAAGGAGAUUCGGUAUCUCAUGGGAGUCACAACAGUUCUGCUGAUUAUGAUGAUUUCCUCAGCCGGGCAAACCGUAUCAUUGCUCGUGAUCAACGUAAUGCUCCCGAUCCCUUCCUUGAAGCCCCCAAUGGAGAUUUCAAGCGUCCCGCUCGACCUUUCAGUUCCCAUUCUCGGAACUCUUCUGCUUCGUCCCUCGCGGAUGUUGCCGAUGAGCACUCGAGUUCUCCACUAAACAAAGCUAUUGCAUCAUUUACGGAUGCCGACGGAGGUGUAGCAGCGGACUUCGUCCAAAAGCUUCAAGAACUGAAUGCCAAGAAUUCCGAGCAUGAGCUCUCUAUUGAAAAGUACCUCACAAAGAGCGAAGAGGUGUUCUUCGGGAAAGUGAAGAAAGACAAAUUAGACAGCGCCGCCAGCCUGCGCUCUUCCCAACGCGACUCAGUAUGGGGAACACCUGACCCUUCCCUUUACUCUCGUCCGUCUUCGCCUAUGGGUGAUGGUGUCGGCCAUGCUGAUUGGGAAACUACACUGCCUCAACCGGAGCAAGUUCCCAUGACAGGUCUUCAAAUUUUCAUGGCUCGGGAAAUUGGAGGAUGGCCACUCUACACGAUCAUCAUUGCCCUUGGACAGACGUUAUGUGCGACAAGUUUCCAGAUAACACUUCUCACUGGGCACAAUUGGCAGUCGAGUGCUCAACUCUACAUUAUUGGCAGUAUCUUCCUGGUUGCUUCUGCCGUUUGGUAUCCAUUGUUCCGGUUCAAACCAUCAGUCUAUGUCCUUGCCGCACCAUGGGUAUUUUUCGGUGUUGCAUUCUUCUUAAUUGGACUACCCUCUAUUUCUUCCGCCCUCAAUCCAUCACAUAAGAUUUUAUCUAACGUUGCGACAUGGUUUUAUGCUGUUGGCUCUGCUGCUGCCUUCUUAUUCUUCGGUCUUAACUUUGGUGAAGAAGCGGGUGCUGCAACAGAGGUCUGGAUGCUCCGAGCAUGUAUCGUACAGGGAUCUCAACAAAUUUGGGUCGCGGCUCUUUGGUACUGGGGUUACAAGUUGAACACUGAGUCCGACAACUACACUCCACCUUGGUGGAUUUGUGUCAUAGUUUGGCCGCUAGCUGUCAUGUGCUUCUUGUUUUGCUAUCUCAUGCUGUAUGGCCUUCCCGAAUACUACCGCCAAACACCCCCUAAGGUUCCCAAUUUCAUGAAGACACUUUUCCGUAGAAAGAUUGUUGUUUGGUUCCUUAUCUCUGUCGUUUUACAGACCUACUGGCUCAGUGGCCCUUAUGGUCAAAAUUGGUACUUCUUAUGGAACUCCGACAUCCCAACUUGGAAAACCUUGCUCCUUGUUCUUGCGUUCUUCAUUGGGGUCUGGUCCCUUAUGCUCUUCGUGUUAACUCAUUUUAGUAAGACACACACAUGGCUAUUGCCUGUAUUUGCCGUGGGACUUGGUGCCCCAAGAUGGUGUCAGAUACUCUGGGGAACUUCGGGCAUAGCAACCUAUGUUCCUUGGGCUGGAGCUGGGGGACCAUAUCUUGCAGUGGGGCUUUGGCUCUGGCUCGGUGUUCUCGACGCUGUGCAGGGUGUCGGCCUUGGUUUAAUUCUCCUCCAAACUCUUUCUCGAUUGCAUGUUACAGUCACGCUGGCAUUUUCUCAAGUAUUGGGAUCGGCUAUAGUCAUGAUUGCACGGGCAACAGCACCAGAUGCCUUAGGUCCUGGCACAGUAUUCCCUGAUCCAGGCAUCUGGGAUCCUCAAAAUGGGCUCUCAGGAAGUCCAAUGGCUUCACCUAUGUUUUGGGUUUGCCUCGUCUGUCAGCUUAUCAUUGUCGCUGGCUACUUCUGGUUUUACAGAAGGGAAGAACUCGCACGACCUUAAUCGUAAUCGGGGGGUCCUCUCGUCAUCAUGGUCCAUCACAAACAUAAAAAGGACUUUCAUUUAUUGGAUUUGCUUGCUUUCUACUGUCACAAUCUUUUACUCAGGGACUUUAAAUCUGAUAACUAUAUGCUUGCCUAUAUAUAAUUGUAUAUAACAUGAUAGAACAUUACACUAAAAUUUCGAACUUGGUGUGCAUAAUUCUGUCCUCCAAAGACUUCAUGAAAUUCCAAUUUAGACUCAUCAAUAUGACCUUCAAAUCAUUAUUCUGAAUGAUUUUCAAA